Molecule: messenger RNA, 7097 nt
Organism: Antechinus flavipes (yellow-footed antechinus)
Lineage: Eukaryota; Metazoa; Chordata; Mammalia; Dasyuromorphia; Dasyuridae
Product: protocadherin alpha-C2
Exons: 4
Coding region: 1720-4584 (954 amino acids)
Biological process (GO): homophilic cell-cell adhesion
Cellular component (GO): plasma membrane
Molecular function (GO): calcium ion binding
Source: RefSeq, a predicted model, not a curated record
AAUACUAAGGAUAUUGGAGGUAUAUGGGUUUUCUUCAUCAAUUGCCAGUGCUUUUGCCAACUCUAUUAAUUUUAUGAGAACGCUAAAUUAGAAUCCUCAAUACAUGUUUGUACUUAUGGCAUUAUAACAGAAAUAUUAUUUGUUAAGACUAGCAGUCAUAGAAGCAGUAGUCACUUAAUAUAAUUUCUCUAUAGUAAUAUUUUUUUCCUUUAUUUAGAAGCAAUAAGAGUGAGAGGAUUUGAAAAAAGAGGGAAAGUUUAAAAAUUUUAUGUGAGACGAUGUGAUGAAACUACCCUAAUACAAGCCCCCAUUUCAUGCUUGGAUAAUUGCAAUAGUCUUAUUGAUAGUUCUGCAGUUUUUUUUUAGUCUUUUUACUCAUCCUUCACUCAGUUGGCAAAGUCAUUUUCCUUAAAUAUAGAUCUGAUCAUGUCACGGCUUAAUAAGCUCCAAUGGUUCCCUAUUACCUUCAGAAUUAAGCAUAAAAUCUCUGUUUAGCAUACAAAAUCCUUGAUAUGGUGCCUCUAUACCUUUCUAAUCAUCUUACACUUUACACAACCUUCAGCCCUCCUCCCAUCCAAUGCCUCUGUAAUCUAGUGACAUUGGCCUCUUCUGUUCCUCAAACUAGACAUUCCUUUGGCUCUGGGCAUUUUCCCUAGUUGUCCUAUAAAUGUGAAAUGCUUUCUCUUCUCAUAUCCACCUCUUGGAUUCUCUGGUUUCCUGUAUUUCCUACCUAAAAUCCCAACUUUUAGAAAAAACCUUUCCAAAUCUUUCUUAAUUCUAGUGCCUUCCUUUUGUUGGCUGUUUCCAAUUUAUUUUGAAUAUAAACUAUUCAUAAGUACUGUUGGCAAGUAGUCUCCCCCAAAAGACAGUGUGCUCCUUCAAAGCAGAGCUUGUGUUUUUUUCUUUCUUUGUAUCUUAAUUGCUUAGAUACCUAGUGCCUAGUACUAGGCACAGAGUGGCACUUAAUAUUUAUUGACAAUUUAAAAAUGCAUCACAAAUAUUUUUAAAUGCAAGCUGAUAUUAUUCGCAUUCUUAUAGUACUUUAAGGUCUACAAAGUGAUUUCCUUGCCCAACUAUUUUCCAUGUGAAGAACUGACACUGAGAGGGCCCAGUAAGUAGCCUCAAGGCUUCUGACUUUUCUGACUGUCACAUCCAGUACUCGUCCAGAGUUCCUGUUUAGCAUUUUUAAACAUGCCGGCGUUCCACCUCUUCAAAAGGAAAUUCAUUUUCUUUCCUUACUAUAUUAACUUGUUCCUGAAUAUUUAAAACCAAUUUAAAGACUUAAAAGAACUAAAGCACCAUUUCGUUCAUUAUGAAGCAGCAGAAGCAAUCGCAGUGCUUGAAUCCUUUCCUUCGACGAAGAAAACUUGUUAUAUGCUGAUAAAAUUCGCAAAACGAGAAAUAUGAAAAAAUAUUUACGAAACAAAAUUAAAUGCUGGGCAAUAUAGGAGCUGCUUUUUUUUUUUUUUUUUUUUUUUUUUUUUUUUUACAGCAUAAAGAUCAUUUUUACUUACGCUUUCGUGCCACAUGAUGUCGCUGUCUACCACGGAAUAUCACUAGCACUCCCUUUUAGGGUGUUGGGGGAAGGCUCUAUUUUGUAGUUAAAUGAUGCAAAGCAAUGGCGGAUGCUGCAGAAUGAGUCUGGAAGAAACGGACACCUAUUUUUAACUGUAUUCCAAGAUUUGAGCUAUCCUUUGGAGUAUAGCAGAGUGGUUUGCGAUGGUGUUUUCCUGGGGAGGAGACUGUGGAGCCCAGCAGUUGCUGCUCUUCUUUCUGCUCCACACAUCCUGGGAGGUGGGGAGCGGCCAGAUCCAUUAUUCGGUGCCGGAAGAAGCGAAACACGGUACGUUCGUGGGGCGCAUCGCGCAAGAUCUCGGUCUGGAGGUCGGGGAGUUGGUGUCAAGGCUGUUCCGGAUUGUGUCCAAAGGCCGCAGGGAUUACUUGGAGGUAAAUGUGCAGAAUGGCAUUUUGUUUGUGAAUUCUCGGAUCGACCGGGAGGAGCUGUGCAGCCGCAAUCCUGUUUGUAGCAUCCAUUUAGAGGUGAUCGUGGACAAGCCUCUGCAGGUUUUUCAUGUGGAGGUGGAGAUCAAGGACAUCAAUGACAACCCUCCUAUAUUUCCAGUGAAGGAACAAAAAUUGUUUAUUCCCGAAUCCAGGUUGCCUGAUUCAAGGUUUCCUCUAGAGGGAGCCUCAGACUCGGAUAUUGGCUCUAAUGCCUUACUUAGUUACAGGCUUAGCGCCAGUGAUUACUUCAUUCUAGAAAUAAAAUCAAAGAAUGAUCAAAGUAAAUUGGUCGAACUGGUGCUUAAAAAACCACUAGAUAGAGAGGAAGUUCCCGAACAUCAUUUAAUACUAUCAGCCACAGAUGGGGGCAAACCCGAACUCACGGGCACAGUACAGCUGCUCAUCACAGUCCUGGAUGUGAACGAUAAUGCCCCCACUUUCGAACGAUCAGAAUACGAAGUGAAGAUAAUGGAAAAUGCGGUCCCCGGAACCUUAGUGAUCAGACUGAACGCCUCCGAUGCAGACGAGGGCACCAAUCGGGAGAUUUUAUACUCUUUCAACAGUCUCACUCCACCUGUGAUUAAAGAUAAGUUUCACAUAAAUCCAGAUACAGGAGAAAUUUCAAUUCAAGGACACUUGGAUUUUGAAGAUGUUAAUUCGUAUGAAAUUAGAGUUGAUGCAACAGAUAAAGGAACUCCUUUAUUUAUUGGUCAUUGUACGAUCCUGGUGGAAAUCUUGGACGCCAAUGAUAACGUCCCUAAUAUCUCAGUAACGUCGUUGUCGCUGCCUGUCAGAGAAGAUGCCCCUCCUGGUACAGUCAUUGCCUCAAUCCGUGUGUCUGACAGAGACUCUGGUCCCAAUGGGCAGGUGACUUGCUCACUGUCAUCCCCUGGGCCCUUCACUCUGGUGUCCACCUUCAGAAAUUACUACUCGCUGGUGUUGGAGGGUUCUGUGGAUCGCGAGAGCGUGCCCGCCUAUGAGCUCGUGGUGACUGCGAGGGACGGCGGGAAGCCAGCUCUCUGGACCACUGCCAGCGUGUCUGUGGCCAUCGAAGACGUGAAUGACAACGCGCCUGCCUUCGAGCAACCUGUGUAUACUGUGUUUGUGAAGGAGAACAACCCUCCGGGACAUCACAUCUUCACAGUGUCGGCGUCGGACCCGGACGCGCAAGAGAACGCGCUGGUGUCUUACUCUUUGGUGGAGAGAAGGGUUGGGGAGCGUCCACUGUCUAGUUAUGUGUCUGUGCACUCGGAGAGCGGGAAAGUGUACGCCUUGCAGCCCCUGGACCACGAGGAGCUGGAGCUGCUGCAGUUCCAGGUGAGCGCCCGGGACGCGGGCUUCCCUCCUUUAGGCAGCAACGUGAGCCUGCAGGUGUUUGUUCUCGACGAAAACGACAAUCCUCCCGUGGUUCUGCCCCCUCACUCAGGGUCCGGAGCGGCUGGGGUCGCAGCCACGGAGUUGGUGUCCCAGUCGGUGACAGCGGGCCACGUCGUGGCCAAGAUCCGCGCAGUUGACGCGGAUUCCGGUUACAACGCGUGGUUGUCUUACGAGCUUCAGCCUGAGUUGGGCGUCGGUCGCAACCCUUUUCGGGUGGGGCUGUACACUGGCGAGAUCAGCCUAACACGGGCUCUGGAGGAAUCUGAUGGGCCGAGGCAGACGCUGCUGGUGCUGGUGAAAGAUCAUGGAGAACCAGCCCUGUCUACCACAGCCACCGUGCGUGUAUCAGUGGUGGAGAAUGGACAGACCUCAAAGACUUUUUCAGGGGCUUCCGGAAUCUCGGCAAAAGCUGGCAUGGGGAAAGAGCCUGCGUUAGUGGAUGUGAAUGUUUAUUUGAUCAUCGCCAUCUGCUCAGUGUCCAGCCUGUUGGUACUGAGUCUACUGUUGUAUGUGGCACUUCGGUGCUCCUCGCCUCCACAGGCUUCCUAUGGGCCCAGCAAGCCCACGUUGGUGUGCUCAAGUGAAGUGGGGAGUUGGUCUUAUUCUCAGCAGCGGCGGCAGGUUUGCUCUGGAGAAGGGGCGGCCAAGAACGACCUCAUGGCCUUCAGCCCUAACCUCCCUCCGUGUCCUGUUUCUGGAGAAAGAGGCCAGAAGCAGGAGGCUGGCCUGGACAGCUCAGGGAAGCCAAAACAACCCAAUCCUGACUGGCGUUACUCUGCCUCUCUGAGAGCUGGAAUGCACAGCUCUGUGCACCUGGAGGAAGCCGGCAUUUUGCGGGCAGGGCCAGGAGGCCCUGAUCAGCAGUGGCCAACUGUGUCCAGUGCAACACCUGAACCUGAGGCAGGAGAGGUGUCACCCCCUGUAGGAGCUGGUGUCAACAGCAACAGCUGGACCUUUAAAUACGGACCAGGCAACCCCAAGCAACCUGGCCCCGGUGAGUUGCCAGACAAAUUCAUUAUCCCGGGAUCUCCUGCAAUCAUCUCCAUCCGGCAGGAGCCACCCAACAGCCAAAUUGACAAAAGUGACUUCAUAACCUUUGGGAAAAAGGAGGAGACCAAGAAGAAGAAGAAAAAGAAGAAGGGCAACAAGACCCAAGAAAAAAAAGAGAAAGGGAACAGCACCACUGACAACAGUGACCAGUGAGGGAUCCAAUGGAACAAAGCCACUUAGCCAGUUUUGUAAUAAUGGCAAAUCUCUCUUAUGUAGCAACUCCUGACUUUUUCCUCCUGUCCACACCAGUCCUAUCUGUACAGAUCUCAGAAAACAACAGAAAGUUCCCGGUGUCUGUCUAGAUCACAUAGAACAGGUUUUGUCUUAAAAGCUUUACUCACUCUGAUGUUAACUCUUUCUCUCCACUCUGGCUUGUUUUCAGAAUCUAAAAAGCAGACCCAAGUUUCCUUUCUCCUCCGCCGCAAAGGAGAGGCCUCCCAGCCCCACCCGUGAGAGGUUGGACCCUUAGCCUUGUGCUCCUGGAAUCCUGUCUUGAUGGCACUUACAGGGCAGGCUGAAAGGUUUUCAGAUUGGGCAGUCCGGGCCUUCCUUUGGAUGUGUGCCUGUGCAUGUGGGGGUGGGGGUGGGGGUGGGCUUGGAGGUAUGCGGGGGUGUACGGAUGCGGUUCCAGAAGUCAUUGAGAAAAGGCAAAAUUAGCUUAUUUAGUAUGAGAAGAGGUAGAGAAAUGAAGAAACAAAAUGAAUCAAGAGUUCUGAACUGUUCAGGCCAGGGAGAAACCUGAGAAAGAAGUGACUAGAUUUUCCAAACUUAGUGUGGAAUAGGUAAAGAAUCUUUAAUGGCAGGAGGUGGUCCCCAUUCUCCAGACAAAACUGUAUUCUGCCCCCUUGACCAUUAGCUUAUUUAUACAUUAUUAGAAGUCCUGGGGAAAAAUUGACUAUGAUGUCUUUCUAAAACUUUCAUUAUGCUGGAAAACCAGUUCCUUAGACCCUUAACAGGAGGCCAGUCAGAUGGACACAUUGGGAAAGUGAGUAGCAUGGAUAUUGCUUCCUAUAUGUCCUUGUCCUCACAGUUAAACAUUCUUUUGCACACAAUAUUUCUGAAAAGGCCAGAUCCUUUUCCCAUAAUACAUAUGCAAAAAGGAAAGAAAAAACCCCAACACCUCACUUUAUCUAUGCUCUUUGUUAUUUGAUAAGAUUUAUUUAGAUGUAAAUGUUGAAAAACAAAGAUGAUAAAAUAUGAUUUCCCCUUACCCCAAAAAGAAAAUUAAAUCUACAGCCAUUAGAAACAAUCAUUGCUGCUACUGAAGUGCUUUAGAGAAAUUGCCUGAAACAUCUGUAUUAUAUCGGCCACCUGCCAAUCACAGCUUUACUCUAUCAGGUCACUCUGGGACUGCCUCUUGCAUGUAUUAGUUACUAAUCCCAAGGAUCCCUAUCCUUUUAAAAAAUGUUUUUUAUGUGCACUUUGAUUACACAAUCUUCUUCAAUCAACUGUCCUAAGACUCAGAAAUGAAAGAUAGUUGUUGUUUUCUCAGACAUACAGAACACACUUACAGAUCCUGUAAUUCUGUGAAUUGUCUUGGUGCGCUAGCUGACAACCUUUCCUUUGGUUUUGUUUCCCUUUUUUCUAUGACACUCUGAAUUGCUGCCCUUACUACUACUCAUGAUGUAAAAUCCAACUACUGUAUGUAUGCUGUAUGCUCUUAUAAAAAUCCUGAAAUAUACUUACUCUGUGCUUGUGUAUGUGAAUGUCAAUGCAACUAUUACCUAGAGUGGACUUUAAGCUUUAUUGUUGAAUGUAACCCCAUUGCAUUUCUUUUUUGUACACAUGUGAAAAAAGUGGAAUAGUGUUCAUUUUUUUGGGGAAAAAAACACUACUGUUAAUCAAUUUUUGUGUAUGAAAGACACAGUAAAAUAUCUUUCUUAAAUCGAGAUACUGGUGAUUCAAAGAAUUUUAUUUAUGGUAAGCCAAAAGCCCUUCCUUGUCUUUUGCCAGGAGUCCAGCUGUUGAGGGAUUGGAUGAAGAUUUUUUUUGAAAGUAACAUUUCUGGAAGGAAUUCAGAAGAUAAUUCCCUGUGGGUGUGUGAGCACACAACCAAACAGUUUGUGAUCUCCAUGAAUACUGAAAUUUUAAGACUCUCUGUUAUAUCCUCUCAUAAAGAAUAAUCAAAGUUAAUGUCAUUCCAGCUAGAACAUUUUAAGUUUGUUGAAAUGUACAAAUUAGAUGCUUGAUCAAUUAUUUUUGCUCUAGAACUCAUUGACCUAAACAAAAAAGAUAGGAAUCUGUUAACCAAGUUCUCCAUCUCCCACGAAGAAUUAUUUUCUGUUUAUGAUUGAGCUUUGAUUCUCCCAUAUUUUGAAGGGUGUGUAAAUUCAGCUGUGUAGGUUUGCAUGGGGUAAAACAGGUUGCCAGCAUAUAGAAGUCAUGGCUACAUUCUAGGUUCCGACAACUUUGCCCCACUCAACCCCAUGUACUUGACCUUACGUGCCUUCUGAAUAAUAGGAGAAUUGAGCUAAUUUGUUAAUGAUAAGAAUGAUGAUAAAUCUGUGCAGCACUUUUUAUAUCAAGAAAGUGCUUUCCAAUCUUUUGUUAGUUACCAGUUAUUACAGCUGUAAGGACAAAACAGCAUGUGGAUUCAUUUUUAAUUGGUGCUAUUGGUAUUUCCUAUGUUAUUGCUAAUAAACAGAUAAUGGUAUGUAUGCAAGAAA